Molecule: messenger RNA, 1011 nt
Organism: Orbilia oligospora ATCC 24927
Lineage: Eukaryota; Fungi; Ascomycota; Orbiliomycetes; Orbiliales; Orbiliaceae
Exons: 1
Coding region: 1-1011 (336 amino acids)
Source: RefSeq, a predicted model, not a curated record
AUGUUUCGGACAUAUCUCCUUUCGAUUCUCCUCUUUUGUAUCUCAAUACACCCCCUUUCCGCCUACCUAAUAAACUUCCAACGUCACAGAGACCCCCAAACACUGGGAGACAUCGAUCGAAAAUACUUUUCCAAAGAGGCAACCGAUCAAUCAUGCACUCUCAUACCUGGUAACCAAACCCAGGAACUAUCAACAAUCCGUAUCCGAGGCGACCCCACCGUUGGUAGCCCUCCACACGCAUUGGCAUUUUUCACAGGUACCGAAUGCAACGAUACCACCGUUUCGGUAAUAACCCGUUUCUUCCAAAUCUCCGAUAGAGUAGAACAAUCUAUUUCGCCGUUCGCCGUUCGUGGGAGCCUUACGGAGGGACCUGAGUGGGAUAGAAAUUUGAUAGCACCAACGUUGUACAACUAUUAUGAGAGCGUUGGGUAUACGAGUACACUUUGGGGUGCAAUUGUUGACUUAGAGUUGGAACCGGGAGAUAUGGCGUUCAAAUAUGCAUCCCUAGAUGGAUCUGUGAAUGGAUGGCGAGUUGCAACAGCUGUUAUUGCUAUGGAAGAGGAACCGGAUGUAGUUGGAGUGGACUCAAUGCUACCUCCAGCUUAUUUUGCACGAAAACUUAGUAUUAGUCUACCUGAGAUGGCAGAAGAUGAAAGAAAACUUAUACCAGCUCACUUUCAGAAGAUAGCAGAGGAGCGUCCUGCUGAAGAAAAGGUUCUCAUAGUCGAGAAUCCUGCACUGAUAGAUCCUGAAUCUGCAUGGAGAUAUCGUCUGGUUCAUGAUCAUGAAAGGAAGAUCAAGAUUGGAAAACUUGCUAGAGCAGCGAAUAAUUAUGGACCGGCUCCUAUCAGGAAGAAUAAUCCGAGUAUGAUUGAGCUCAAUCCUUUAGUGAAUCUGGUGGGGCAAUCGAAUUUGGAGGACAUCGAGCGGAAGAGGGAGUUAACGGUGGAAGAGUAUCUUAAUGAUAGAGAUUGGGAUCUCUACCUACCUGAGUCGAAAUUAAAAGUUUAA